AAGAAGAAGAAGAAGAAGAAGAAACGGAUCUAAAAGUGUUUAUAUAAAUAAUGUUUGAGUUGCUUGUGCAAGUAUUUCUUUGAGACACCUUUAAAUUAUUGUUUAUGUUACUUGUACAUUAUUCUUAUCAGCAAUGCCAAAUCGUGAUAAUAGUGCUGAUAAACAUGUUAAGGGAAAGAGUAGUAGCAGUCACAGGACUUUGAAUGCAGAAAAUGAACCGGAGCCAGUACAUAAACCACUACAUCGUCAUAGACGGGUACAUAAAGUAAAACAUCACUCGAGGAAUAAUGAUGCUCACGGAGAAUUGAUCGGUAGGAAUGGAAACGGCGACAGUGCUGUAUCAUCUAAGAAAAAUAACAAACAACGCUGCAUUCAAAAGGAAAUUGAUAAAUUGGUUGAAGAAAGUCAGAUAUUAACGAUGAGGCUCGAGGGCUCCAAUAUAGACUCUAAAACUCUUGCGGAACUAAAAGAGAAGGACUUCUUGAUGUCAAGAAUCUGCAACAAGUAUCAUAAAUUAUUGAAAGAUCGCGAGGAACUUCAACAAGAGUGUGAUAAGUUGAAUGCUCUGUUGGCAGAACAUGAAGUAGAAUACCGUCAAUUGCAUGUACAUCACAAGGAAUUUAUAGAAGCCCUGCAAAAAGCGGAGAAAACAAAGGUCAAUCUUUUAACAUUUAAUGAAAGAUUCAAGGCCGAAAACGUUCAGUUAAAUGAGGAUGUACUGCUUCUUAAAAACGUAAUAUAUCGAUUAAAUGCGGAAUUAGGAAGAUAUCAAGAUAAAAUGAGAGAACUUGGGCAGAGUAUCGCAAUGAAAAAUAUUAAUGAUACAUUAGAUUCCAAGGCGCAAACCAACGACAUUAAAAAGAUAUUAGAGUCAUGGGGCUCUGUGAAUACUCAUGUAUUGGGCCCGCUUUUAGAUGCUUAUCAAGAGAGCCUGUCGGAGAAACAGGAGCUUAUAAACAAGUAUGAGGAGGACAUGGCAAAUUUCAGCGCUAGAUGUAAAGAGAUUAUCGCGGAGAACGAAACUAUGCAAAGCGAAAUGGAGAAGCUCAGAUCGAAGUGUACCAGGUAUACGGACGAAAUCAAGAUGAUCUCCGAGGACGCUGAUCUGCUUAAGGAAUUGAACGAAUGUUACGCGAAGCAAACUGCUCACCAGAAGCAAAAGAUUCACGAGAUCCAUUCUCUGUAUGAACAAAAGGUGGAGGUGAUGUCGUUUGACAAUAACAGACUUCAUGAGGAAUGUCUUGCUUUCAACACCGAGUUAAGUAAUCUCCAAGGGAAGUACCAUGUUCUUCAGAAAGAGUACGAGAAGCUGCAAAGUGACAAUAGAAAAACGAUGCCUAUCGGUAUUCACAAUGCUGCCGUCGAAGAAUGCAAAGAAUUGUUUGAGAAACUGAAACAUCAAUACGAGACUGAGAAGGAUAAGCAAUCCGCUCGUAUUAAAGAAUUGGAGGAAGCACAUUGCCAGAAUAAAACGCAACUGGACGUAGUUACGAUCGAGAGAAAUCAAUUGAAAGCGUCGAAUAAAAAUUUGGAGAAAAAUUUGAGACGAGUGCAACGGAAACUAGAGCAUUUCCAGAAGAUCGCGCAUUCUGUGCAGGUAUCCCGUGAUUCUUUCAAGAAACAAUUAAGGAAGACCGCUAUGUAUUGCGAGGAAUUGUUUAGCGAAUACGAGAGGACACUCUCUGAGCGGGAUAAGUUGGUUUCUCUUUUGCACGAGACGGAAAACGAAAAUGCGAGCAUUCAUUUUCUCGGCGACACCAUCACUCAACGAGUGGGUGAUUUGAAGAAGCAACUGAAGGUCGUGCACGAAGGUGCCAAGCAACAAUUAGAGAUGACUGAGAAAAGUAUGAAAGUACAGCAGCUCGGAGUGCACCGGAUGAAAGACGAAUAUCAUCGAGAACUUCAACGUCUCAAGCAUUUGGUGAGGAAGAAGGAGGAAGUGAUCGGGCGAUUGCAGAAGGAGAUUAGCGCCACUCGCGAGAAUUUAGAACUUAUUUGGAAGGCAACUGCUACGGAUCAGAAGAAAGUUAAGGGAGCGUUGAAAAAUGCGAAGAUUCAGUAUGUCUGAAAUUGGGACAAAUCAUUUAUGACAAAAAAGUAAAAUAGAUAAUGAUUCCCUUUCAAUGUAAAAAAAAAAGAAAAGACAGAAAAAUACGAAAAAAACAAAAACAACAUGCAAUGAGUAUCAUUGUAAAGGAACAAUAUUUAUUUAUUUGACCCAAGUAUAAAAGAGACAAAACUGAUCAACUGAACUGAAUUAUUCAACCUUGUUAAACCUAAAUGAAAGAGAGCCAGUCGGAGUAUUGUAUGUAACUCUUGUAAUUUGUUACAUAUGUCAUUACAUUGCGAUACAUUGCGAUACAGUUGUAUCGUUUCCUCUUUAUUCAAUAAACGGAAAUAAAAGAUAAUCUUCAAGUAUCAAGGCUACGAUUGGUCAAUUUGUCAUUACACGACGGAUCAAAAGCGGCGUCGUCGGUACUCGUCAUCGCUCGAUCGAUCAUGUCGAGAUAAUGUAUUCAACACGAUAAUGACAUUCCGCGUGGCGAAUAUGCUCGCGCAAGUUUGCUCAUACAAUGAUUGGCGGGAACAACAGAUUUAUCGCCUGUAUCUAGCCGCCUUUAUUUAGUGGUGACAUCAACCGCGGCAAAAGGUUUCGAAGGUUACCAUUCGUGACAGAGAGUUAACAUCAGGGAUCACAGGCUACGACGUGAAAAAGAACGUUCUCGCAGGAUAUAGGAAUGAUCUCACAUUCCAUUAAUAUUACAUGCAAAGUGCG
Harpegnathos saltator (Jerdon's jumping ant) is the source of this 2776-nucleotide messenger RNA. Its product is annotated as Centrosomal protein 89kDa. Gene Ontology annotation, biological process: cilium assembly; chemical synaptic transmission; mitochondrion organization. Gene Ontology annotation, cellular component: ciliary transition fiber; centriole. The transcript is spliced from 6 exons. The record is from RefSeq and is a predicted model, not a curated record. NCBI's taxonomy places the organism in Eukaryota, Metazoa, Arthropoda, Insecta, Hymenoptera, Formicidae. Bases 134 to 2068 code for a protein of 644 amino acids.